This is a messenger RNA of Anneissia japonica, 929 nucleotides long. RefSeq names its product GTP-binding protein drn-1-like. Bases 133 to 765 code for a protein of 210 amino acids. NCBI's taxonomy places the organism in Eukaryota, Metazoa, Echinodermata, Crinoidea, Comatulida, Comatulidae. The record is from RefSeq and is a predicted model, not a curated record. Gene Ontology annotation, molecular function: GTPase activity; GTP binding. The transcript has a single exon.
ACAAGUGCGCUGUACAGGACACAAUUGGACUGAACUUUAUUAUACGACCAGGAACGAAGCUUAUGGAUUGAACAUAUUCAGAAUUUAGUUAUAUUGUUUAGAUAUAUUUAUUGAUGCUAUCAACAAACAGAUAUGUGUAGUCACAGUUCUGACAAAAAAUACCGUAUUGUGGUGAUGGGUUCUGCAGAGGUUGGCAAGAGCUCGGUGGUACAACGUCUACUCAAUCGUGAAUAUAGCGAUGGAUAUAUACCUACUGUAGAAGCUCUGUAUCCGUUGACAGAAGAAAAACCAACAAAUUGUGAACAAAUUUCCAUUGAAAUUCUUGAUACUGCUGGCGCUUACAACUUCCCAGAUAUGCAACGUAUCUACAUAAGUUCUGCAAAUGUUAUCCUGUUAGUAUUCUCUGCAGAUAAUUAUGACUCUUUUAAAGAGGUUUUAAGACUCAUAGAAGUCAUAGGAAAGCAAAUAGGGAACAAGAUGAUGGACAUUCAUAUACUAGCUGUCAGUGCCAAGUCUGAUAUCGAUCCGUAUCGGCACAAAAUAACAUUAGCCGAAGCAGAAUUAGAGUUAAUGCAAUGGAAUAUUCCAGUUGUCGAAACAUCAGCAAAAGAAAACACAGGGUUUGAUUUUUUAAGGAGUCUUAUAUCAGCAUAUAUUGGGAAAAUGAAUACGGGUUGCCAUGACAAGCCUAAGCACCGCCUUUCACGGUUACUGUCGAAAAUAACGAAAUCAAAAAGCGCUGACGAAGAUGAAGAAUCGGUGUAAAUCAGGGGGAAGGGGUGGUUUCAACCGUUUCCUCUGGAUCCGCCCUUGUAAAUAAUGCUGUCGACUGAAUAUAAAAGUAUGUCACUGCUUCGUACGUACAGACUUAAUGACGCUUCGUCUCUCUGUGCUCAUCGUCCAACAAGAAGUAGGCCUCUGUUUAAUAA